AACUCAGCAUCUCAGACGCCCUCCGAUCUAGGACACGCACCUAUCGUUAAGCCGCUUGGCAAGUGCAAGUUCGGUAACUGCAACCUUGCAACUCCCAUCAAAAGCGGCGCCUGCUAUCGUGAGUGGUGUCAUAUCCACUGUAAGGCGAGAGGUGGCUGCACGGGCACAGCAAAACAUUGUGUCGAUGGCAACUCCCUUGGUCGUCCCCUCACUCCUGAGGAGCAGGAGCAGGAGGAGCGCCAGCUGAGCGGUCGCUCUCAAGUCCCUGUCGAUCUUCACCUAUCCUCGAUUCCUGUCCCUUCGUCCUCAUCUGCAGGUUCCUCCGAGUCAUCUACGGCUCCAUCACUCCCUUCCUCGACUGUCACUCCUUCUUCUUUAUCCCCUUCUUCUCUGGCUUUGUUAUUCCCUAGCGCUUCGCAGCCAUCACCUUCCACGCAGCCGCCGUCACCUUCCUUGCAGCCACCGCCUUCCUCGCAGCCACCACCUUCCACACAGCCACCACCUUCCACACAACCACCGCGGUCGCAGCAGGCAACCUCUUCGCUGAUUACAAGACAUCUCGAAGAUCCUUGGGUGGAUAUAUGGAAGACGAAGAAGGUCGACACGGUCAUGAACGCCAACCAAGCGCACAUCCAGACUGUGCUUGAGCAGGAUAGCAAGAAACUACUGAAUCUGCUCUUGUGGAUUACAAACACACAACGGGAGAAUGCCAAGCUCAUGGGUUCGCGGUCUCUACCAAAGUGGCCCUAUUUCUCGCUCAUCGAAUACAUGUCUUCGGACGAGUCCGCCAUACCUCCUCCUAGCGCUGAAGUCCACCGCAUCGAGCAGUAUGACCGUCGAAGGAGCGAGUGGGUCACCGUCUCAAUCCACGCCUCGCACAAGGUCACCACCGGGGAGACCCUUAUCUUUCGACUCCCUGGUGUCACUGAUCCACAGGACGACUCAGGACUUCUUGGGCCACCACCACCUAUCGACACCAUCGACGAUAUCACUCUCGAGCGUGCCCGAAUUCGUAAACAGUCACCAGUCGGCCGUAUCCUCAAGCCCAUUGAUCCUUCCCUUGUUCGCCAGCGUCCUCGCUCACCGCGUCCCCGCUCACCGCUCCCCCGUGGUUCUCCUGAUCUGCUCGCUAUCAUGGCGCAGGAAGCGGCGCAGGAAGCUCAACUUGAACAGCCAUCUCAGCCUCCCUCACUCGAAGGCUCACCGGUAGAAAUACCAUGGCCGUCCCCAUCGCUCAAGGCUCGCUAUGUGUCACCACCCUCCUCCACAUCGUCCUCUGUUUCACUGUCGCGCACCCGCCCGCUCUCACUCCUUGCUCAGGCCUUUGUAGGCAUUGACGACGAGGCUGUUGUCAUACUAUCUGCCGUUGGACUCCCUCGAACGCCCGACCGCGCGCUCGCCUUACCUGGUCGUCCACCCCGGCCCGAAGUUCCUCAGCCCGAGCUUAGCGCCCCACUGCUGUACAGGUCUUGGCCCAGGGGCUGGCACGUCAAUGGGGUCCUUGACGGCCUUCUCAAGGUCUUCGGCCCCGAUCAUCGCCACGAGCCAGCGCCCUCAGCAUUCAUGCGCGUGUUUGGCGUGCCAUACAAGCGGACGACUGUGCGCGACGCCCUCCAGCGGUUUUCUACCCUUCCACAAGAGGAGCGGGUUGCCUUGUAUCGCAACCAGCCUGGCACCUUCUGGGGUAAAUUUAGUCGCAACGUUCCACUGAAGGAAUACACGCCCUCCAUCAAGCACGAUUCCUCCAGCGAUGGCGACUCCUCAGACGACAGCAAGUCCUUGGUCAAACGCGAGCCCUCGGACGUGCCCUCGGACGCGUCCUCCAUCAAGCUUGAACCCUCCGUUGACGUGGAGCCUUCCAUUAAACGUCUGCCUGCCUACGACAUCGUUCUUUCCAGCGGGUCUUCGAGCCCUUCGCGCUCAACCUCUACCUCCGCACCUGCUGCCUCAAGUCGCGCUCGUUCGAAAUGCAAGGCCAAGUCCCAGGCCUCUUCAAGUCGUCCUAGAGCCAAGCCCAGGCUGUCAAAGUCUCGCAAGUCGCAGAAGAAACCCGAGUACAUCGAGAUCUCAAGUGAUCCCGAGAUAAUCGAGAUUUCAAGUGAUUCUUCCGAUCUCCCUCGUUUCCUCCUAGCUAAAGUCAACAACGAGUCCAGUGAAUACUUUGAUAUCUCAGGGAUCAAGUCGGAUGAGGACGAGGACGCUUGA
This is a messenger RNA of Coniophora puteana RWD-64-598 SS2, 2205 nucleotides long. RefSeq lists its product as uncharacterized. Lineage: Eukaryota; Fungi; Basidiomycota; Agaricomycetes; Boletales; Coniophoraceae. The transcript is spliced from 2 exons. The annotation marks the transcript as partial. The record is from RefSeq and is a predicted model, not a curated record.